Molecule: messenger RNA, 1314 nt
Organism: Gracilinanus agilis (Agile Gracile Mouse Opossum)
Lineage: Eukaryota; Metazoa; Chordata; Mammalia; Didelphimorphia; Didelphidae
Product: histone-lysine N-methyltransferase PRDM9-like
Exons: 10
Coding region: 25-1230 (401 amino acids)
Biological process (GO): regulation of DNA-templated transcription; positive regulation of reciprocal meiotic recombination
Cellular component (GO): nucleus
Molecular function (GO): histone H3K36 methyltransferase activity; recombination hotspot binding; protein binding
Source: RefSeq, a predicted model, not a curated record
UCUCCCCUUCUCGCCCCCCACAGAAUGAGCGGGGACAGCUCCUCCGAUGGAAGCCCGGAGGAAGGGUCUCAAUGUCAGGGAGAAGAUGCUUUCAAGGAUAUAGCCACAUACUUUUCCAAGAAGCAGUGGGCAAAGCUGAAAGAAUGGGAGAAAAUCCGGCUUAAGAAUAUAAAGCGGAACUAUGAGGCAAUGAUUAAAAUAGGACUCAGCGCUUCUCGCCCAGCUUUCAUGUGUCGUGGCAGGCAAAAUAAGAAAGCCAAAGUGGAGGAAUCUGGAGAUUCUGAUGAAGAAUGGAUACCUAAGCAGCUAGUGAAAACCCUGCGGUUCCCAUCAAGAACAAAACAGAGGGCACAGCCAAGGAAUAAGGCCAAAAAACCAGCUGACCCCAAGGCAGAGGGAAUGAUGGAUUUAUCUGAGGAACUGAAGACAGUAGUCAUGAAUAACCUGACCAUCUCAGAGGAAGUCAAGAAACAGAUGGGCCAGAUGGAUGGAAUCUGUACCAGUAACCAACUGACAGAGGGAAAACUAGAUUGCAGAAGAAAGGAUGUUGAAGUUCAUAUUUAUAGCUUGCGGGAACGAAAGUAUCAGAUGUACCAAGAAAUGUGGGACCCUCAAGAUGAUGACUAUCUGUUCUGUGAGGAGUGUCAGAUCUUCUUCCUGGAUACCUGUCCCGUUCAUGGGCCCCCAACAUUUGUCCAGGAUAGUGCCAUGGUCAAGGGGCACCCUUACUGCUCAGCCAUCACCUUGCCACCUGGGCUAAGAAUUGGGCUUUCAGGAAUCCCUGGUGCAGGACUUGGUGUAUGGAAUGAAGCCUCAAUUCUACCACUGGGUCUGCACUUUGGGCCCUAUAAAGGGAAGAUGACAGAGGAUGAUGAGGCUGCCAACAGUGGAUACUCAUGGAUGAUCACCAAGGGGAGAAACUGUUAUGAGUAUGUGGAUGGGAAAGAGGAAUCUUGCUCCAACUGGAUGAGGUAUGUGAACUGUGCGCGAGAUGAAGAGGAGCAGAACUUGGUGGCUUUCCAGUACCACAGACAGAUCUUUUACCGAACCUGCCGUGCCAUCAGGCCUGGCUGUGAACUCCUUGUCUGGUACGGGGAUGAGUAUGGUCAAGAACUGGGCAUCAAGUGGGGAAGCAAGUGGAAAAGGCCUCUCACAGAACCCACAGAUGGGGAAACUGAGGCUCAAGGAGGUAAAAGCCAGAGAGCCAAGACUCAAACGCAAGUCUUUUGAUUCUGAGGACUUCUAAAUGCUUUUUUGUUGUAGCACUUCGGUUCAGAAAGCUCCUAUUAAACAUUACAUGGAAUUCUCCUGCAA